Adineta steineri is the source of this 1671-nucleotide messenger RNA. Lineage: Eukaryota; Metazoa; Rotifera; Eurotatoria; Adinetida; Adinetidae. The record is from the annotation of a GenBank genome assembly.
AUGAACCAGUUAAUAACGUAUAACAAUCCGAAUGAUGGUGUAACAUCUCGACGUUAUACAGCUUUUCCACUUAACUCAACUUUAAUUAGUACCUACACCUCAGAUACAAUUCGUAGCAUUAUUAAUCAUGCUACCACUGGAAAACCUUAUACUACGGCUGUUUGGAUUCGUAUUAGUCGAGUUGGAAUCCAAAUAAAAGCACAAGAUCCUCAAAUAGCUCGAACACGUAUACCUGUUUUUAUUCCUAUAGCACAUGUUCAUGAUAUAUUUAUGCAACCAAAUAUAAAUAAUGUUAUUUGUAUUGUUUAUGAAGAAGUUAAAUCUAACAUGAAAGGCGUACUUUUAUAUGUUGUACAUCCAUCGGAUGCACAUUUAAUUCGUGAUGAUUUUCGACAUGUUAAACAAUCAUCUUAUUCAAAAGGUAAUGAAAAUCAAAUUAUAGUUGAUACCAAAUCACCAGAUAAUAAACAAUUAAUAUCUCCAUCAUCUCAAAAGUCUAAUGAUAUUUUUCGUGCAGGUAAAGCUAAUCGACAGCAAUCACCAAGAAGAAUAUUAUAUGUACGUGAUGGUGAUAUAAAUACAACUAGAGAAAAAACACCAUUAUCAGCUCCACCAUUACCACAACUUAGUUAUACACCAUUUAAUAAUAGUUAUCAUAGUAGUCGAGAUGAUAGUGGAGGAUAUCGACGUCAUAAAAGUCCAAGAAAAGUUAAAACUGGAAAUUCAUCAAGUAAAACAGCAAGUGAUAGUGGUAGUAAACAUCGUCAUAAACAUCGAUCACGAUCACCUCAAAAACCUAGUAAACCACAAGAAUCUUCGGAUAAUACUAGCCAAAAAAUAACAAUAGCACAAUCACCCACACCAGUGCAACAGCAGCAACCUCAACAACCUCAGCAACAGCAACAACAGCAACAACAAACACUACUACAGCAACAACAGCAGCAACAGUUACAACAACAACAGUUACUUUUUCAACAACAACAAAUAGCUGCAUGGCAAGCUGCUCAACAAGCACCUGUAGUUCCAAUGGGAAUUUAUAAUCGCUAUGUACCUAAAGUUAUUCCAUUACCAACAGGUGAAAAAAUCAAAACUACACUUUCACCAUCAAAUACAAAUGGUAUGGUUGUUGCUCAUAUUGAAACACAACAGACUGCAACUAGUGAUGGAUAUGAUAAAUCUUCAACACGUUCACGUUCUAUUUCACCCAAACGUUCCGAUCAUCAAUAUCGAAGUCGUCCGUUAAGUGCUGAAAAUGCUGAUGCAUCAGCUAUACUUAUUCAAUCAUCUCAUCAUCGUCAUCAUCAUCAUCGACGUCAUCAAGUAAAUGGUCAUAGUCAUUCAGCAUCCAAACCGGAAUCAAAAAUAUAUAAUACAAUAUCUCAUCCAUCUCGAACACGUUUAAAAUAUGGUCCACCACCAACAAAUAAUAAUAAUAACAAUAAUAAUAAUACUGAUACUGACAAUGAAACUAAACAAUAUUUAAAACGAUUAAUUGAUGAUAUGCAAGCAAUGAAGUUAGAAAUGAAUAAAAUGCGCUUGGCAUCAUCAUCCGUUGGCGGCACAACGCGGGGACGUUCUGAUUCUUUACGAUUGAACUUAAAAGAAUUACGUACUGAUAUAGAUGCUAUUCGUCAACGAAUGGCAAUGACACCGCGAGUUGCGAAGCAAUAA